AUGAGGAUCUUUGUUCAUCGAAGUAAGACUGACUUUUACAGGGAUGGGGGUUGGGUUGUUGUCGCUAAAACUUUCAAGCAUACAUGUCCUUAUUUAUUAGUUCAACGAUAUUUUGUGUCUGCUUCUUUUUCAGCAGACAUCAAAGAGUUCAUUUUUCGCCCUCUUGUUUUCCUUCGCGGUACCGGAGCUUACAAAAUGCGCAGGUCUGUUUCUUUGUCUUAUACUAGACCGCGGGAGAUAGUGCUUAGCGCUUUCAAUUCCAUCGGUCUUCCCAAGCAAGACUACGGUCUCCAUAGCCUUAGGUCUGGAAGUGCCUCCGGUGCUGCUAAUGCCGGAGUGCCUGACAGAUAG
Messenger RNA from Porites lobata, 351 nucleotides. The record is from the annotation of a GenBank genome assembly. Lineage: Eukaryota; Metazoa; Cnidaria; Anthozoa; Scleractinia; Poritidae.